AUGGACAGAAAUAUGUCUCAUCACCAAUCAUCUUUCUCCGGACCAAGAAACCGUCCACAGAGAAGGGUCAGUGUUUCAACAUUGUCUGAAGGUAAAUCAAAAACAGAUUCUUUUUGGGGGGUAUCUGGCCAAUGCAAACUCCAAUUUGAGAAGCGGGCUGAUAGCUGCAAACUACCAAGCGUCGCCGCACCUCGACAAGGAAUAGUCGCUCUUCCUCUUAAUCACGCGAGUGAUGAAACAACGCGAAACUGCGAGGAUACCAAACACCCGAUGUUAGAUAUUACUGACCCACCAAAAUUAUUACGUAGACAAGAAAGUCUUCUUAAUGCUAACCCUGGCCAUGAAGCUAAACUGCCUUUAAACCCUGAUCCGUUUGCUUGGAAUGUUAUGGGUGAGGAGAUAUCGCGGAACUGUGCGAAUAACAAACACUUGAAUUUAGAUAACACUGGUCCAACAGAAGUACUUCGUACACGACAUAGUCUCCCUAACAUCCCCAGACUCAACGCAAAAAUUUUCGGAAGGUUCGAAAAUCACCAGCACCAGGAAUAUGGAGAACACGCAUCUAUCGCAAAGUGGCGCACGAACUCGAAAGCGCUUCAAAAGUUUGUAGAAAAUGCAGAGAGAAGUUAUGACAGAAACAAAGAGAAGGCUAUUCUUCUGCACAACUGGAUGCUCCAACAGGGGUCAUCAAAAGAAUGA
Messenger RNA from Pocillopora meandrina, 699 nucleotides. The record is from the annotation of a GenBank genome assembly. NCBI's taxonomy places the organism in Eukaryota, Metazoa, Cnidaria, Anthozoa, Scleractinia, Pocilloporidae.